Molecule: messenger RNA, 1480 nt
Organism: Sinocyclocheilus anshuiensis
Lineage: Eukaryota; Metazoa; Chordata; Actinopteri; Cypriniformes; Cyprinidae
Product: eukaryotic translation initiation factor 2 subunit 2-like
Exons: 9
Coding region: 134-1129 (331 amino acids)
Biological process (GO): formation of translation preinitiation complex; translational initiation
Cellular component (GO): eukaryotic translation initiation factor 2 complex
Molecular function (GO): mRNA binding; translation initiation factor activity; translation initiation factor binding
Source: RefSeq, a predicted model, not a curated record
UCUAUCGCGCAUGCGUACCGAGCUCCACCCGGCCUGUCGCAAGCAACGCGCAUAUCGAGAACGGGUCUUCGUUAGGAACAGCGUGUAAUAACGUUUAUUUUUUCUUCCUGCGGUUUUACAAGAAGUCGAAACCAUGUCGGAAGACGAGAUGAUAUUUGAUCCCACUAUGACCAAGAAGAAGAAGAAAAAGAAGAAGCCUUUCAUGCUGGAGGAAGAUGGUGGAGAGGGAGAUGAAGGCCAACAGCUAGAAAUAAAAGAGACAGAGGCUGACUGGGCCGAGGAGAAAGAGUUAGAUCUUGAUGAAGAUGAGGGGAGGAAGAAAGAAACAUCAGAUGACCUGGAUGACUUAAACUUCUUUAACCAGAAGAAAAAGAAAAAGAAGUCCAAAAAAGAGAAGAUUUUUGAUGCCGAGCUUGAAGAAGGAAUGAAGGAGCUGAAGAUCGAAACAGAGCCAUCAGAAACACAAGAGGAGGAUGACUUAAUGCUGCCCAUGAAGAAGAAGAAAACAAGAAAAGUCAAAGAUUUUCAAGAGGACACAGACAGUCAAAGCAAAGAUAAUGGUGUCGAAGAUGAAGACAGUAAAAACAUCGAUGACAUCACAUUCAGCACACAGACGGGCCCUGCCUGGGCAGGAUCAGAGAGAGAUUACACAUAUGAUGAGCUUUUGUUUAGAGUCUUUAACAUCAUGCGGGAAAAAAAUCCAGACAUGGUCGCAGGAGAGAAGAGAAAGUUUGUGAUGAAGCCUCCUCAGGUUGUCAGGGUCGGCACAAAGAAGACCUCCUUCGUAAACUUCACUGACAUCUGCAAACUGUUGCAUCGACAACCAAAACAUCUCUUGGCUUUUUUGCUGGCUGAGUUGGGCACAUGCGGAUCCAUAGAUGGAAACAAUCAGCUCGUCAUCAAAGGCAGAUUCCAGCAGAAACAGAUAGAGAAUGUCUUAAGAAGAUACAUAAAGGAGUAUGUGACGUGCCACACGUGUCGGUCUCCUGACACAAUCUUGCAGAAGGACACGCGUCUGUAUUUCCUGCAGUGUGAGACGUGUCACUCCCGCUGCUCCGUCGCCAGCAUCAAGACCGGAUUCCAGGCUGUGACGGGCAAGAGAGCGCAGCUGCGUGCCAAAGCCAACUAGCGCCUGUCCCUCCACCAUCAAACACCUUACACGGCCCGUCGGAACACCUGUACUCCACCACCAAACUCAACAAAUCCACUCACGCAGGUUACUACUCAAUCUGUUCAGGAAGUCUGAAAUUUAGAUCAGAGUUCUCGGUCAUCUCAAAUGCAUCAUUUAAUUUCAGCUCCUUAGAGCUCUGAAAUGGCCUAUGCACCCGAAGAGAGUGCUGAUUUGUUCGGUCUGGCUGUGGAGCAGAGAGAGCGCAGAGCCUGGAGGAUUUUAUGAAUGAACUAUUGGUGAAAUUUGUUGUUGCUGUAUUACCUUCAGAAAAACUAUUGAAAUAAAAUGCAUACCAGCUGGGCAAACACA